Dictyostelium purpureum is the source of this 402-nucleotide messenger RNA. RefSeq lists its product as uncharacterized. Gene Ontology annotation, cellular component: cytoplasm. Gene Ontology annotation, biological process: regulation of MAP kinase activity; protein dephosphorylation. Gene Ontology annotation, molecular function: JUN kinase phosphatase activity. The annotation marks the transcript as partial. The transcript has a single exon. The record is from RefSeq and is a predicted model, not a curated record. Lineage: Eukaryota; Evosea; Eumycetozoa; Dictyosteliales; Dictyosteliaceae.
UCAAAGGUUAAUGAUAGAUUAUACAUCAGUGGUGGAUAUGUAUCAGAAAAAUUAGAAAUAUUAAAAAAAAAUGGAAUAACACAUAUUAUCAACGCCUCAGACUCUUAUCAGAAUGUAUAUGAAGGUCAAUUCGAAUAUUUGAAAUUAGAUUUAAAGGACAACGUAAACGAAAAAAUAUCUGAUAUUUUUGAAAAGACAAUUGACUUUAUAGAGCGUGCCAUGGAAAACGAUGGAGUAGUAUUAAUUCAUUGUAAUAAGGGUAUUAGUAGAAGCACCUGUUUAUGUUGUUUAUGGAUUAUGAAAAAGGAAAGAUGUUGCUUAAAGAAAGCCUUAGAUAUGGUUAAAAUUGCGCGUCCUGUAUCCGAACCCAACCCUGGCUUUGAAGCAUGUUUAUUAGAGUGG